This is a messenger RNA of Numida meleagris (helmeted guineafowl), 2349 nucleotides long. Its product is annotated as photoreceptor outer segment membrane glycoprotein 2. Gene Ontology annotation, cellular component: membrane. Gene Ontology annotation, biological process: visual perception. Bases 1255 to 2349 code for a protein of 364 amino acids. NCBI's taxonomy places the organism in Eukaryota, Metazoa, Chordata, Aves, Galliformes, Numididae. The transcript is spliced from 5 exons. The record is from RefSeq and is a predicted model, not a curated record.
GCGCUGAGGGCCGCUCAGGGCGUUACGGGCGGCCCGCUGCCCGCCCCGCAGGCGUUAACCCGCGCGCCGCCGCCAUCCCUGCGGCAGUCCCGCUCCGAGCGCUGCCACGCUGCCGCCGCCGCCGCCGCGGUCGCCCUUCCCCGGCCGCGGCGCCGCCGAGUCCGCUGCUCUCCGGGUCCCGCCCGCCGCCAUGCUUCCGGAGCGCUGAUUGGGCGGCCGCGGAAAUCUUUGUCAGCCGAUUGGCUCUCGGCCGGGUCAGUCACAGCAGCAGAGGCGGGCACACCUGAGGCGGCGCUGCGCCCCGGGUUGGUCGAGAAUCCCAGAGCCCCGCUAUCCGCCCCCGCGCAGCCUCGGGGCCGCGGGGCCCUCUGGGCGAUGCAGUCCCCGGGCGGGGCCGUCGCCGCCGUUACUCACCGCCGUUCCGGGGGAGCGACGGGCGGCGGUCUGACGGGGACUCGGGCGGCUCCCCGCCGCAGCGUGCGGGAGCCGCAUUCCCCCGCUGCAGUACCGAGCUCCGCCUCACGGCAGCACGGGGUCGGCCGGACCCGAGUGUUGCCGGGGUGCCCGAGGCUGAGGCAGGAGGGGCCCGCCUGCGCUCACUGGCUUCACUUGAGGGCCCCCCGUCCCUCCCAAGAGCAGGCAAUGCCCGCCUCGCGCAGCGGGUCUGGCACCCCCGGCUACGCGCUGUGGCAGCGGAAGGGCACUGGUGCAGCUUGGCCACCGGCCGGCACGCUCGAUGAAGAGAAGGGUUCAGCUCCCGAGUGUGAUUUUUUUCAAGGCAAGAAUCUCCAGCCUUCUGAACGUCAUUGGUACGUGUGUGCCACCACGUAACGGCUGGCAGGACGCAUCCAUAGGCUGCGGUGUCAGCCCAGCACCCAAUGACCCAUCCCGUGGGAAGGACAGAUCUGCCCUGCUCCCUGUGCUAAGAUUGAACUUGCUGGCAUAAGAACCUUGAAAUACGAUUAGAGAUGCAAGGGAGAUUAACGUGGGCAAGACAGUUGAAGUCUAUUUCACCACCUCCAUUGGUGUGUCAGCAUAAAGACAGAACUACACAGACAUCAGGAAAUCAGUACUUCACUCUUCCUCAGGAUGCCCAAUCCAGAUAUCUCCUCCCUUGAACUCAGCAAGCUGCCAGUUUUGAGAUCUCACUCAGUCCUGUGAAGCAGAUUUCUACUGCAUGCCUUGGAUACAUGCUUCUAAGCAGCUUAUGGGCUUUCCUUGACCUAUGCUUCUUCUCCUAAUGCUGAUCUGACUAUGGCCGUCCUCAAAGUAAAAUUCACCAAAACUAAGAGGGACAAACUGGCUCAGAUCCUAUGGAUCCUCAACUGGGUUUCUGUAGUGAGUGGGAUCAUUCUCUUCAGUCUCGGCCUCUUCCUGAAAAUAGAGAUCAAGAAGCGCAACGAAGUGAUGGCAAAAGGGGACAUCAACUCUGUCCCCAACAUGCUGAUCUCCGUAGGAGUCAUAGCAUGUGUUGUCAACUUUCUGGGGGGCAAAAUCUGCUAUGACUGCUCAGAUGCCAACAAGUUCUCCCGAUGGAAACUAAUUAUGCUCCCAUACAUCAUAUGUACCUUCUGUUUUACCUUCUGCAUCCUGUUGGGUGCUCUCAUGUGCUAUACCAUGAGGAAUGAGCUGGAAGAAUCUCUCUAUUUGGGACUGAGGGAUGCUAUUAAGUUCUAUAAGGACACAGACAUACCUGGAAGAUGUUUCCUAAAAAAAACAGUGGAUAUGUUACAAAUUGGAUUCCAGUGCUGUGGAAACAAUGGCUUUAGAGACUGGUUUGAAGUUCAGUGGGUAUCUACUCGUUACCUGAACAUGGCUUCUAAGGAAGUUACGGACCGUUUCAAGAGUAACGUUGAUGGGAAGUUCUUAGUGGAUGGAGUACCCUUCAGCUGUUGCAAUCCGAGUUCCCCACGGCCCUGUAUCCAGUACCAGCUGACAAACAACAGUGCCCACUACAAUUAUGAUUUCCUAACAGAGGAGCUCAAUAUCUGGGUGAAGGGGUGCAGAGAGGCCUUGCUGGACUACUACACGGCUAUUAUGAGAUCUAUUGGUAUUGCAGCAUUGCUUAUCUGGUUGUUUGAGCUCUCUGUACUUAUUGGUGUCCGGUACCUACAAACAGCAAUGAAGAAUGUUCUGCUGCAAGGAGAUCUGCAGGGUGAAUCAGAUGGUUGGUUACUAGAAAACAGUUUUGUGGAAACUGCAAAAUAUAACAUCAAUAUUAUCAAGAACCUUGGCAAAGCCAACCAGAUCUCCACCGUCUCUGGCAUGAAUGACCCCAACAUUAACAUUCAAAACACAAACUGUGGCAAAAGCAAUGUUACAGCAAAAUCUAUCCCCGCAGCUAGCUAG